Messenger RNA from Zonotrichia leucophrys gambelii, 5856 nucleotides. RefSeq lists its product as uncharacterized. The record is from RefSeq and is a predicted model, not a curated record. NCBI's taxonomy places the organism in Eukaryota, Metazoa, Chordata, Aves, Passeriformes, Passerellidae. The transcript is spliced from 2 exons. The coding region runs from base 196 to 1125 and encodes 309 amino acids.
UGCAAGCGGCUUGCCCAGCUGCACACACCCGCCCUCCCUCGGCCGCUCCCUCCCUCCCUCCCUCGCUGGCUGCGCACACAGCGCCCGCUCGCCGCCGCUCGGGUGUCAAAGCCCGCCGGGCACGCCGCCUGCAGCGGGCACUGCCCCGGCCCCCCCGGAGCCCACCGGAGCCUCCCCCGCUGGCCAAGGGAGGGAAUGAGGGAGCGCUUUGUGUGCGGGGCUGGGAUGGGUCCCCUGCGUAUCCUCCGCGUAUCCUCCGCGUAUCCUCCGCGUAUCCCCCGAGCAUCCCGCGCAUCUCGAGGGGGGAUACGCGUUGGGACCCCCCCUCAAUGUCCCCGCUCGCUGUCCCCUCCCCGGGGGUCGCCAUUGUGGCCGCGCUGCUUGCGCGCUGCGGGGCGGGGGUUGCGCGGGGCUGCGGCAAAACAAUGGGCGGGGAUGGGGAGAGGGGGGAAAGGGAGCAGGGGGAGGACGGAGCCCGCGCAGGAUCCGCGCCCCUGCGCGCUCGGCGGCGGCUCCGCUCGCUCCCAGUCUAGACCGGCCCAGACGCAUCAAUUUAAAGGGGCAGAGCGGCGGCGGCAGCGCGCAGAGCUGACCCCCCCCCCCAAAAAAAUAAUAAAGAAAAAUGAGCGGAAGGCAUGGAAAAUAAGAUGGAAAAUAAGAUGGAAUAUAAGAGGGGAAGAGAGAAUUUUGCGCUGCUCCCCAGGGUGGUUUUUCAGGGGGGAAAAGCGAGGAGAAAAGGCUGGAAUAGAAUGGUGUCGUCCCCCCCCCCCGCAAUCCUUUCCCUUCUCCUUUCGCUGCCUCCUCCCGCUGCAGAAUUCCCGGCGCAGAAAUUCCGGGCAGGUUCAGGAUUUCAGCCCCGGAGCUGCAGAAAUGUCAGCGCUGCUAAAAGUCAGUAAAUCAGAAAUGCCCGGCCGGAAUCGUCUCUGUUCGAGCAGACGGAGCUCGAUGCUGAGCGAUUCCUGCAGCGAUUUUUACCUUCUGCAGACAAAAGGAGGGAUAUUGCACUCGGGGUUUAUUUUUUGUGGAUUUCUUCUCUUAGUGUUACAGAGUUUUUCUAACAACAAUUUCAUCAGUUUCCAUGGUUUUAUAUUUUCAUUAGAAAAAACCCAACGAAUUUGUGGAUAAAAAGACGGGUUUUUUUCUCUUACAAGGAAAAUGGAAGAGAAAAUAAAUAUUAGGCAUUAAUUUAAUCAAUAAAUAAAAUAAGUGAAGAAGAUUCUUCAGUAAGAAUAAGUGAAGAAUUCUUCAACAAGAAUUGAAGAUCUUUUUCAAUAAGACUAAUUUUCAAUAAGAAUAAUAACACUAAAAUAAAAACCACCAGGCUGGACCAAGUUUCAAUUAAAAGUAAAUCUAAUAUGCUGCUAUAUUUAAUAUAACACAUUGCUAAAUAUUCUGUGCAAUAUGUGAUGCAAAUUAUUAAGAAGGAGAAAGAGAAGCAAAGGAGGAGUGGGAUUUUUUAAAAUAUGGUUAUUUUUUAAAAAAAUAUUUUAAAUUCUGCAAAACUCUGUGUCUGGGAGUUUUGUCUGAGCUCGGUGACUUUGACCUCGUUGUGGCUGAGUUGGAACUUGCUCUCCCAAGUUGAAAGGCGCAGGGUUUGGUGGCAGGAAAAGGUAAAAAUAAAAGCUCCGAGGCAUUCUGCAGUUUGCCAUUGUUGCUCUUUUAUUUCCAGGGGUUUAACAGGACCUAAAGUUGCACGGUGCUGCAGCUACAAAUAAAAAAAAGAAAAGAAAAAAAAAAAAAGGAGAAUACUUUUAUUGCCUUUCUUCCCUGAAUCAUUUCCAAGGUGCUUAAGGAUUUAUUGGGCCAGAUAGCAAAUUGCAGCUGAGAUGCUGUGCAGUGGCCAGUGCUGAUUAGAUGAUUGAUUAAUUCCUGAUCGAUUUCUGAUUCCCAACCUAAAUCACAUUAUAAAUGCUCGAUAUUAAAAUGCAGCUUGUGCCGAAAUCUGAUUGCAGGAGCCAGUUGGAAAUAGCACAAUAUUCCUAUUUUUUGUUGGGUUUUUUAACCCUUUCAGGAAGUGCUUGGCCGUACCUCAGUGCUUUAGAGCCACGAAAUGCUUGUUCACAGGAGAUUUAUGGAAAUAGCACAAUAUUCCCAUUUUUUGUUGGGUUUUUUAACCCUUUAAGGAAGCGCUUGGCCGUACCUCAGUGCUUAGAGCCAUGAAAUGCUUGUUCACAGGAGGUUUGUGGAAAUAGCACAAUAUUCCCAUUUUUUGUUGGGUUUUUUAACCCUUUAAGGAAGCACUUGGCCGUACCUCAGUGCUUUAGAGCCAUGAAAUUCUUGUUCACAGGAGGUUUGUGGAAAUAGCACAAUAUUCCCAUUUUUUGUUGGGUUUUUUAACCCUUUAAGGAAGCACUUGGCUGUACCUCAAUGCUUAGAGCCAUGAAAUUCUUGUUCACAGGAGGUUUGUGGAAAUAGCACAAUAUUCCUAUUUUUUGUUGGGUUUUUUAACCCUUUAAGGAAGCGCUUGGCCGUACCUCAGUGAGCCGUACCUCUAAUUUCAUUAGAGCCAUGAAAUUCUUGUUCACAGGAGGUUUGUGGAAAUAGCACAAUAUUCCCAUUUUUUGUUGGGUUUUUUAACCCUUUCAGGAAGUGCUUGGCUGUACCUCAGUGCUUUAGAGCCAUGAAAUUCUUGUUCACAGGAGGUUUGUGCACAAUCCCUGGAACAACACGAGACAAUUCCCAGAGCACGAACUCCACGUCCAUCUGCACCUCCAACCACCGCCAAACCGUUUUUAAUUUUGACUUUUUCCUCCUUUUUCCGCCCUGAAUUUUGCUCCCUUCCGUGGAUGGAGGGAGGAGGGUUGAGGAGUUCAAGGCGUGGGUUUCCCAAAGGUACAAUCCCAGUUCUGCACGGGGCUGGAGCUCGGGGAGCGCGGCCUCGCUGCCAACUGUGCCGCAUUCCUGCUGCCCUGCCUUUUUUCCCAGGGCUCCCAAGGAAAGAGCAUCCCAGUUCUUCCUCACUCUUGGGAACACACACAUUGUUUCAAUAAUCCAGGCAAUAAAUGCUAAUUAGUAAUGCUUAAGGACCCUACCAGUCGGAGUAAUUAUCAUAAUUUACCUCUUCCUCGGUAAAAAAAAAAAAAAAAAGCGUUUCUUGCAGAUUUUUUAAUUUUUUUCCAAAUGGCGUUUUCUCCUUUUUUUUCUCUCGUUGGAUUAGCAAUAAAUAUAUAGACACAGGUAGGGAGCUGGAGCUGAGCAUGUGUAAAAUAUUUUCCCACACGUCAAAAUUUCUUUAAAACCUGAGAUUUUUUUCUUUCCUUGGCCUCCCCUGUGCGCUCUCCCCUCCUUCCCCAGCAGCACCAAAAACCACUUGCAGAGGGAGAACAAAGGAAAUCAGCAACUCCAAAGGCAUCAUUAACUAUGAGGAGCAACAGCAAGACAGAGUGUGAUAUGACAACAUAUUUUAUGGCACAAAAGUAGAGAUAAUUAAAUAAUUCAGUGGUAUUCUUAGCUAAUUAGCACAAAGAUCUUUCAGAAGCCAUCAAGAAAAUGGAUCUCAUCAAACCUAAUAACACGUGGGCUUUCCCCGAGAUCCUGAGUUUUCCAGUCUUGCUGCUGCUUCCCCACCUGAUCCUGUAACACCAAAGGGUUGCACAAUUUAAUUGGGCUCUUCCUCAAGAUAAUAUUUUCCAUGGAAGGGGAUCAGGUAUUCAGAGGAAAUGAAUAUGCAUAGCUGGAAUUUUCAAUAUUAGUCAAUAGCAGAGGAGAAGCCAGAUCUGUUAUGAGGGAUCCAUUUAAAAGAUUCAAUUUUCUGCCUCUCUUGGGUUCAUUGGGAUGGGGCUGGCAUUUGGAGCUGCUGGAGUCCAAGACCUUUUUAUUUUAUAAUUUAUAUUAAUUUGGGUUCUGGAUUGGCUGGUUUCAGCUUUUUUUUGGGCAUUGAGAAAUGUGUGGCCAAGUCCAGAGGAGGUUUGGGACCUCUGGUUUAACCUGGCCUCUCAUUCCAAGUUCAAAACCAAACUGGGAAAAGCUCCAUCAUCAUCUGUGGAGUUGUUUUAGCUCUUCAGUUGGAUGGCUACAACUCUCAUGCCAUGAAAAUAUAUUUUUCCUUUGGAUUCAUUAAUUUUUUACCUGGAAUCAGUGGCUGAUGGUCCUGAGCUCAAUCCAGGUUGGCAAUCCACAGAGCCAUGGGCAAGGAUUGCAGGGCAUUGAUCCUUCCUGGCAAACUCAGAGAGGCACGUUCUCAGUAAUCAGGUGCAUCAAAUAUUGCUCAGAACAUCUCUCUGUGUUAUUCAGAAUAUCUCAUUACGCUCCUUUGAUCUGAAUGCACCCCCAAGUUCACGAGAGGCGUUUGCAAAUCCCGUUCUCUGCCUCUGUGUUUGAUUAUUUGGGGUUCCUUUUCCCUCUGCCAAACAAAGGAAUGCCUGAAAAUUUGACUUUGCCAGCCAGCUAAAAAAUCUCCUGCUUUAAAUACCAGAAGGGGAUGUGCAACAAUCUGGGAUUCAGCAAUAAUUCUGGUUUUCACCCUGGGCCCAGACUGAAUUUUCCUCCUGUGUUACAGUUUUGGUGCUUUUCACUCCGUGGAUGCCCACACAGGUUCUGCACUGGGGUAAGAUCUGACAGUUUGGGAUUAUUGUUAUGCAUGGAGGGGAAAAACCUGAAAUUGCCCCUAGAAAAUGGAAAUGGAUUUUUCCCUGCCCAAAAAGAGGUGGAGACUCAUUUGUAGAAGGUAAAAGGAGGGAAUAGGAGAGGAAAAUGCACCCAAAAGUGCUUUGGCCAAGGAGGCAAAGCACACCAAGAUAUUCUAUCUCAUCGUUUACAGGGCUGCUGGUCUUUAAGAAAAAAUUCUUCCUUUCUGGAAAUUUCUGGUUGGGAAUGAGGUUCUGACAUGCCUGGUGUACCCCACAUGUAACAAUGAAACCCAUGGCACUUCUGUGAAAAAGCAAUUUCUUUUUUCUCUUCUGUUUUUCUGUCGUUCACCCAAUGCUCUGGCACUGUGUUUGAAUAUAUGAGGGCAUUCCAACCAAUUAAAAAAUAUAUGUGUAAUUUUAUAAUUCCCAAGAUGAGAGAGGAAUCUCUGCUUUCCUUGGUGAGCCUGCCUGCAAUUGUUUUCCUUUAACAGCUCUUCCCACACUGCAGUCAAUGAAUCUCUAAUCUCCUGGACUGAAAUGUCUGACACUUCCAGCAUCGUUUCCCUGCUGCCUCGGCUCGCAGAGCUCCACCUACAGCAGCGUCUCAGCAGUGGGCUGCUGGUGGAUCUGAGAGAAAUGUCUGGUGUUUUUGGGGAGGGAGGGAUGGAUGGAGGGAUGAAGGAUGAGCAGGGGUUGUGCUGUGCUCUGUGUGCCUCUCACAGCACCCUUCCAGCCGGGAUCUGAGGGACGAGGAGUGGAUGAGCUCUGGCUGAAUAAAUUGAGUUUAUUCCACGGCUGCUCCUGCCCAACACCAGCGCUGCCCCAAGCCUGGUGCUCUGUGCUGCUGCGCCCCAAUGGAAGGAGGGCAGGAGGGCAAGGAGGAGAAGCUCAGCUCUGAGAGAAGGCUCCAAACUGCUCCCUCUGGCUGCCCCAAGGAGCUGAACUGUCCCUGCAAGCUGAGCCUGGUGCUCCCAGGUCAUUCCACCCUUCCCACCCGAGUGCCCUGCUGGCGGCGUCACCCUGAGGAUGGAUUCUGCAAGAAAUGCUGAGAAACAUCAGAAAUGCUGAGGGUUGAGAGGAGUCCUCUCAGUGCACGGACUCAUUUGUGGAUAAAGUCACGCUCACCUGGAUCCCAGCUCCUCCAGAACCACCAGGUGUGGGGAAGGAUCCCAAAUUCACCAUCAGUGGACUUUGGUUUGGCUUUGGUGUGCUUGUAUCAUGUCUGAACGUGCAAAGAUCUUGGUUUUCCACAAGGAAUCCAGUAAAUGGCACCUCUGUCAAUCAGUCA